Molecule: messenger RNA, 5394 nt
Organism: Fukomys damarensis (Damara mole-rat)
Lineage: Eukaryota; Metazoa; Chordata; Mammalia; Rodentia; Bathyergidae
Gene: Prickle1
Product: prickle planar cell polarity protein 1
Exons: 8
Coding region: 241-2736 (831 amino acids)
Molecular function (GO): zinc ion binding
Source: RefSeq, a predicted model, not a curated record
AAUGUGCGAGUCGGAUGGAGAUUUCCCUGGAAAAUACAGCACAGGAAUCCCAGAGGCAUAUGAUCUGGUGCCAGCGGUCCCUGGAAUGAAGGACUUGUGCAUGGGCAGUAUUUUCACCAUCGGUGAAAUUGAAUUGGCCCUGUCGGCAGUGACUUGUCGCUCAGAGGACAGACGUGGGAAGUUCUUUAGCCUCAACUGGAUGUCCUUCAGUUGAGAAACCUGAUUUUUAACUUGAUUACUAUGCCUUUGGAGAUGGAGCCCAAAAUGAGCAAGCUGGCCUUUGGGUGUCAGAGAAGUUCCACGUCCGAUGACGAUUCUGGCUGUGCGCUGGAGGAGUACGCCUGGGUCCCUCCAGGGCUCAGACCGGAGCAGAUCCAGCUCUAUUUUGCAUGCUUGCCAGAGGAAAAGGUUCCUUAUGUUAACAGCCCUGGAGAGAAACAUCGGAUUAAGCAGCUUUUAUACCAGUUGCCACCACAUGAUAAUGAGGUGCGGUACUGCCAGUCUUUGAGUGAAGAGGAGAAAAAAGAACUGCAGGUGUUCAGUGCUCAAAGAAAGAAAGAAGCACUUGGAAGAGGAACGAUUAAACUUUUGUCCAGGGCAGUGAGGCACGCCAUGUGUGAGCAGUGCGGACUGAAGAUAAAUGGAGGAGAGGUCGCAGUGUUUGCCUCCCGGGCAGGCCCUGGUGUGUGCUGGCACCCGUCCUGCUUUGUCUGCUUCACGUGCAACGAGCUGCUGGUUGACCUCAUCUAUUUUUAUCAGGAUGGAAAAAUUCACUGUGGCAGGCACCACGCAGAACUGCUCAAGCCACGGUGCUCAGCAUGUGACGAGAUAAUUUUUGCCGAUGAAUGCACAGAAGCAGAGGGUCGCCACUGGCACAUGAAACACUUCUGCUGCCUGGAGUGUGAGACGGUCCUGGGAGGACAGAGGUACAUCAUGAAGGAUGGCCGCCCCUUCUGCUGUGGCUGCUUUGAGUCUCUCUAUGCAGAGUACUGUGAAACCUGCGGGGAGCAUAUUGGUGUGGACCAUGCGCAGAUGACCUAUGAUGGGCAGCACUGGCAUGCCACAGAAGCGUGCUUCUCCUGUGCCCAGUGUAAGGCCUCUCUGCUGGGAUGCCCGUUCCUUCCCAAACAAGGUCAGAUUUACUGCUCAAAAACCUGCAGCCUUGGAGAAGAUAUCCACGCCUCCGACUCCUCUGACUCUGCUUUCCAGUCAGCAAGGUCGAGAGACUCCAGAAGAAGUGUCCGGAUGGGCAAGAGCAGCAGGUCAGCAGAUCAGUGCCGGCAGUCUCUUCUCCUCUCCCCUGCUCUGAACUAUAAGUUUCCUGGCCUCUCUGGCAAUGCCGAUGACACCCUGUCUCGGAAGCUGGAUGAUUUGAGUCUCUCCAGACAAGGAGCCAGUUUUGCCAAUGAGGAAUUUUGGAAAGGCAGGGUAGAGCACGAAACCCCUGAAGAACCUGAAGAAUGGGCUGAGCAUGAAGAUUAUAUGACUCAGCUCCUCCUGAAGUUCGGGGACAAAAGCCUCUUUCAACAGCAGCCCAGUGAGAUGGACAUUAGAGCCAGUGAGCACUGGAUAUCUGAUAACAUGGUUAAAAACACCGCAGAGUUAAAGCAGAAUCACCAGAGCCUUGCAAGUAAAAAAUACCAGUCUGAUAUGUACUGGGCUCAGUCACAAGAUGGACUGGGCGAUUCCGCUUAUGGCAGCCACCCAGGCCCCGCCAGUAGCAGGAGGCUCCAGGAGCUGGAUCUGGACCAUGGUGCCACAGGAUACAACCAUGACCAGACACAGUGGUAUGAGGACUCCCUGGAGUGUCUGUCAGACUUGAAACCAGAACAAAGUGUUCGAGAUUCUAUGGAUUCUCUGGCUUUGUCUAAUAUCACGGGGGCUUCUGUAGAUGGAGAAAGCAAACCAAGACCGUCGUUAUAUUCUCUACAAAACUUCGAGGAGAUGGAAGCAGAAGAUUGCGAGAAAAUGAGCAAUAUGGGAACUCUGAACUCAUCCAUGCUGCACAGGAGUGCAGAGUCCCUAAAAAGUCUAAGCUCGGAAUUGUGUCCAGAGAAAAUCAUGCCUGAAGAAAAACCAGUACAUCUGCCAGUGCUCAGAAGAUCCAAGUCUCAGUCCAGGCCCCAGCAGGUCAAGUUUUCAGACGAUGUCAUUGACAAUGGAAGCUAUGACAACAUCGAAAUCCGGCAGCCUCCAAUGAGUGAAAGGACUAGGAGACGGGUCUACCAUUUUGACGAGAGGGAGUCUAGGUCUCACCACCAUCGCCGCAGGAGAAGUAGAAAGUCCCGCUCUGACAAUGCCCUGAAUCUUAUCACAGAACGAAAAUACUCUUCCAAGGACAGACUGAGGCUUUAUACCGCUGAUAACUAUGAGAAAUUUAUACAGAAUAAAAGUGCCCGGGAGAUGCAAGCAUAUAUCCAGAACAGUGAUCUCUAUGGCCAAUACACCCACGCCACAUCUGACUAUGCACUGCAGAACCCCGGAAUGAACAGGUUUCUGGGGCUCUAUGGGGAGGAUGACGACUCCUGGUGUUCCUCUUCCUCCUCCUCUGACUCAGAAGAAGAAGGAUAUUUUCUUGGUCAACCAAUCCCUCAGCCCAGGCCACAGAGAUUUGCCUACUAUACAGAUGACCUUUCUAGUCCAACUUCUGCCCUCCCCACCCCUCAGUUUGGUCAGAGGACAACUAAAUCCAAGAAGAAAAAAGGACACAAAGGCAAAAACUGUAUUAUUUCUUAACUGAGUAGCUAUGGAGAGCAUUUGUUUAAGCUCAGCCAUUACUUGUCAGAAUCUUUUUUUUUCUUCCAUAGGAAAGUUGCUAAGAUAGUUUAAAGUGCUUUCUUUGCCCAUGUAAAUGAGAACCCUACUGCUGUUUACAGUGUCAAAUUAACAUUUGAAAGGUGUGAUUUCUCCAGUUUACCCUCCUUGGGUGGUGCCAGGUUUAAGGUGACACCUUGUGCCUGUGGCAGGUGCACUACAGUUCCAUAUAGCUGCUCAGUCUCCAAGAAAUGGACAUGAGGUGAUUGGAUGGGGUGUGCAUUUUAGCAGAUGGAGAGCCCCCGCCACCUUUGUAACACAAUAGUGAUUGUCAUUACGUGAGUCAGGUUGGCUUAGGUCCUGAUUGGUCUGUCUUGUGAGGCAUGCACAUUGUCAUAAUGACCUAGCUAACACUGGGCAUCCUAUCAUGUUAGGCCAACUUCUCUCCCUUUGGCCCCCAUUAGCCAGGUAAACAUUGUAUUAGCUCCAGCUCCAGAUAGGAAAAAAAAAAUUGCUAUUUAUAAUGUAGUAUUUCAUAGACAAGUGUAUUACUAAUUUAACGGUGCAAAUAUUAAUGUACAUACUGUACAGUUCAGAUUUUAAAGCUGAUAUUUUUAUAUCCCUGAAUUGCAAGAUGUUUGUUACUCUGCAGUGCUAGACUUAAGGAACCAGAAACAGCAUUUAUGGAUGAAAUGAUUGCUUGUGUUUUAGUCAGGGCUUAUAAGUUUAGACAGUCAAAUUUCUAUUGCCUAGUGAUGGAAAGUUAAAUUUUUUUUUUCAAUAUUAAAAAAGGCUCUGUAUGCAUGGUGGGGCUCUGUAAAUACUCUUAAACUAUGGCCCUAUUAAUUUUACAAGUGUUAUUUAUGGGUCAAGCAAUGUUAACUGUAUAGAUGUAGAAACAAACAAAAAAAACACAUACCCCUGGAAUAUAUGCUAAAAACGCGUAGCAGCUGUCUGAGGGAUAUGUUUUCUCUGGGCCACGGGGUGGGCUGCCUUUCCCAGCUCAGCUCUAAAGCUACAAGGAUCAGCUUGUUGUGGCAGAAGUCUUUGUAGAUUUGAAGAGAUUAUUCCUUUUAUCUUUGCCGUUCAGCUAAUCUGUUGGCCUUUAAAAGCAGUUUUCAAAACUGGGUUUUCAGGUAUUUUUUCUUUUCAAAUCUUCAAAUUAGAGGAUGCUAUGCCACUGAGUAUUUUAAGUUCCUAUGAGGUUCUAUCUCGUUCAAGGGAAAAUGAGUUGAACUAACAAACACAUAUUUUGCUAUGUGCCAUUCUUGCAUAUAUGUCUCAGUCCUAACAGAAGGUCCUGGUGGCAUUGAGGGCCUUUUAGGGAGGUAUUUAAUAAAUGCUUAAUAAAUAACAAAUUACCUUUCUGAAUACAAUUUGUAAACAUACCCAGAUAACUUUGCUCCUGUGUUCAGGCAUGACUCACUCUCUGCGUCCUACCAUUACAGACCCUAUUUAUCAGAGGAGAAAGCUGUCAGUCAGGUCUCAAGGAGGACAGACGUAAAUCCAGUAGGAAACCAGCAGGCAGAGACUGGAUAGAGUAAGGCUUUGUAUCUGAGCUAGAAAGAUGAUGUUUAGAGCGCCCUAUACUUAAAAGUAAUUAUAUCAUCCUUUCCCUGGUCUGGUGCUUUGUAAAAAAAGAUAACCAUGAAAAGAAGUACAAGCACAUGAUAAAAAUUUCAGAAAGGACAAACACUGAAACUUCUCCUUUUCCUCCUCAUCCCAAGAAGUAACCACAGCUAAUGCAUCCUACAGAUGCUCAAAAGAAUCUGUUUUAUUUAAGUGUGUCUCAUAAAAAUGGCAGGCGGGGGUACAGCUCAGUGGUAGUACGUACUUAGUAUGUGCAUGGUCCUGGGUUCAAUCUCCAGUACCAAAGAGACAGUAAACUAUAUACAUGUUUUGACUUGCUUUGUUUUCUUUAUAUGUAAACAUUCCACCUCAUUCUUUCAAUGACUGUUGGAUACAUUACUUUUGGAUGCACAUCAUUAUUCAUUAUUUAGCCAGCCCCUUGGUGGUAAGACUUGAACUUCCUCAUUCAUACCUUAUCCUACAGAGGUGCAUGUGUAUGUAAGUCAGGAACAAAACAGUUACUGGGACAUAGCCAAUUUUCCUCUAAAGAAAAUUCUGAUUUACAUUACUACAUAAUACAUAAGAAAACUUUCCUACCACAACCUCACAUAAUAUGAGCAGAUUUCUUGGCUUUAAACAAAUUCUUAGAAGACUGCUGUAGUGUGUUAUUUACAGCAGAUGAUACUGAGCCUAGAGAAAUGCGAGCAUAAGCUGCCAGCACUACCCUCAGUAAUUUUCAAAAGAUUUUUUUUUUGGGGGGGGGUAAAUCUGGCAAGUCACCUUAGUGGUUUUCUUCAUUUCCUCAUAUAAUGGUCACAUAGCUUGCCAAAGGCCUACGGAAAUACAGAAAUACUACAGUGAUAAUGUAACCUUCAUGCUUUUAUGUCCUAGCUCUUAGCAAUAAAAGACUACAAAGGGAGAAAAGGCAACGACUGUCUUACUGUUGAGUAAAAAGCAUGUAGUAGCUACAAGGUGUGAACAGAUCUAGUUAACAAGUGUAAAGUAUAUCAGUCACCAAAUUCCAAAAUUUUUUCCAACAUAAUUAUCAAAUGUUCCAACACAUUUCUCAUA